AUGUCGAGCUCGGACGGCGCCUCCCUACUCCACGGCGGGGCUGAGUCCUCCUCCGGGGACGCGCAGGGCGCUCGGCGCGACGGCAACGACGCGUCGUCGGGGCGGGUGGACCACGACGAAAACGCGGAAUCGUCCUCAUCCUGCCUCGGCGCGCUCAAGGCUGAGCCGCUGCUCAUCAAGACCAUCGUCGGCGUCAUGCUCGGAAUCGUCGUCGGCUCCAUUGUCCGCGCGGCGAAUCCGACGCCGCGAGCGGUGGAGCUCAUCGGCUUCCCGGGCGAGCUGUUCAUGCGCCUGCUCCGAGCGCUCAUCAUCCCGCUCGUCGCCGUCACCAUGUCCCGCGGUGUCACCUCCCUGUCGGCGCGGUCCGGGGGUUCCGCGAAGAGGGUCGCGAAGCGGCUCGUCGCGAGCUACGCGCUCACAACACUGGUGGCGUGCGCCCUGGGCAUCAUCGUCGUCGAAAUCGUCCGUCCGGGGGUCGGCGUCGUCGUCGACGGAGCGCGAUGCGACAAAACCGUCGUAAAACCGUCGUCAAAACCGUCGCCGCCGCCGCCGAGCGUCGUCAACGCCACCGCCGGCGUGAGCGCGGUCGAUUCGCUCCUUCACACCGCCCGGAGCUUCGUUCCCGAUAACAUCGUCGAGUCCGCGGCGCGAGGCGACGUGCUCGGGGUCAUAGCGGCGUCGCUCAUGUUCGGAGCCGCGGUGAGCGCGUCGCCCGGCGAUUCGGCGGCGCCCACUGUGGCCCUCCUCGACUCGUUGAACGCGGCGAUCGAGGUGGCGGUGGGAUGGGCCAUCGGAUUGAUGCCGCCCGGCGUGUUGUCGUUAGUCGCCGGGCGCGUCGCGGGUUCGUGCGACCCGGCAGGGACGUUGGCCGCGCUGGGCAAGUACCUGUGUUCGGUGUUGCUCGGGUUGGGGAUUCACGGCGGAGCUGUUCUGCCCGCGAUGUACGCGUUGGCGACGAGGAACUGGAGCGGGCGGAUGAUGCUGGGCCGGGGGAAUGAGACGCCGGGGUGGCGCGCGGUGCUUCAAAAGGGCGCCCCCGCGCUCGUCACCGCGUUCGCCACUGAUUCCUCGUCCGCGACGCUGCCGGUGACGCGGCGGUGCGCCAAGACGUUGGGCGUCCCCUCGGCUCUGGCCGAUUUCGCCCUGCCCCUCGGAGCCACCGCGAACAUGAACGGCACCGCGCUGUACGAGUCGCUCACGGUGCUGUUCAUAGCGCAGCUGCACGGGGUGGAGUUGGGGGUGUGGGGCACGACGGUGGUGGCGACGACGGCGACGAUAGCGGCGGUGGGCGCGGCGGCUGUGCCCAGCGCCGGGCUGGUGACGAUGCUCAUCGUCCUGCAAGCCGCGGGGCUCGAGGAGUUCGCCGGGGACGUCGGCGUGUUGGCCGCGCUGGACUGGUUCUUGGAUCGGUGCAGGACCGCGGUGAACGUGGAGGGGGACCUGAUGGUGGUCGCCGCCGUGAACCACUGGGAAGGGAACGACGCGGAGGAUGAGGAGGACGCAAGUUAG
Messenger RNA from Micromonas commoda, 1509 nucleotides. RefSeq names its product Dicarboxylate/Amino Acid:Cation symporter family. The coding region runs from base 1 to 1509 and encodes 502 amino acids. NCBI's taxonomy places the organism in Eukaryota, Viridiplantae, Chlorophyta, Mamiellophyceae, Mamiellales, Mamiellaceae. The transcript has a single exon. The record is from RefSeq and is a predicted model, not a curated record. Gene Ontology annotation, molecular function: glutamate:sodium symporter activity; neutral L-amino acid transmembrane transporter activity; L-glutamate transmembrane transporter activity. Gene Ontology annotation, cellular component: plasma membrane.